This is a messenger RNA of Iphiclides podalirius (scarce swallowtail), 1800 nucleotides long. NCBI's taxonomy places the organism in Eukaryota, Metazoa, Arthropoda, Insecta, Lepidoptera, Papilionidae. The record is from the annotation of a GenBank genome assembly.
AUGGUAGUUAAACAAAAUCAUGAUGGAACUAUAUCUAUGACCGACAAAGAAACAAAAUUGGAGAUUGAAGGUCAAAACAAUUCAACUGAAAAUGAGUUAGAGGAAGUUCAAGAAGAAUAUAAUUGUAAUACAUGUGGAGUAUCCUUCUCUUCUGUUAUAGAACAUAUACAAACUUACCACAAUGAUCAAGAUGUGGUGGUAGAGGAAAGGGUGGAAGUUGGUCCCAAUGGGGUUUCAUUAGAAUAUGAAAAAACAAUGGAAACUGAGGAGUCAGCCAUCAGUGACAAACAAAUUCCUCGGCGCAUGAUCACAGACACCGGUGAUAUUGUUGAAGCUCCAAUUAUAUUAGAAUCAAGCAAUGAUGAUACACAACCCCUUGACCAAUCUAUAAAAACAAUUCUUAUACCAUUGAAGGGGGACAAAGGUGACAAAACCGAGGCAACAAGGCAUUUUGUUAAAGUUGAAAAUUUUUGUGACACAGUUGCAAAAGAUAAAGACACCAAUGAUAAAAAUGUCCAAUAUCACAAAGUUGUUGUAAAAGAAAUGCAAACAACCAUGGGUAACAAAAUAAAAGUUUUCAAUUGCACAUCAUGCAAUAUUUUUGUCUCUUCAUUGUCCGAAUUCAAAAGCCAUCCCUGUAAAGCAUUGAAAUACCCAUGUCCUCACUGUACUGUCGCAUACGAUAAUUCAAAGUCGCUUUGCGCACAUAUGAAAGUACAUAAAACUAAAACAGAUAUAAACUUUGAAAAUCCCGUUACGUUCGAAUGCGGAAUUUGCUCUACGGUCUUCCUUACAAGUAAAUCAUUGAAGCUUCACAAGCGGAUGCAUGAUCCGAUAAAGUCCCGCCCAAUAGAGCCACCGGUGGAGACGGUGGAGGGAACGGCGGCGAGCGACGACAAAUACAUAUGCCCGAUAUGCUUCAAAGUGAUACCGGAGGACUACCGCACCAUCCAUCAGAACUCGCACAGCAGCAGCAACAAAAUGAACUGCGACAUUUGCAACAAGAAGUUCCACUCGAAGGAGUAUCUGAAAAUGCACAUGACUGUACAUAAUAUGGACAAGGUCGUGGUUGGAAAACAGGACAAAUCGCUGCCGUACACGUGUCUGUACUGUAACAGAAAAUUCGCGAGGCCGCACGAGAAGGUCAAACACGAGAGAAUACACACAGGCGAGAAGCCGCACACCUGCGAGAUCUGCGGAAAGGCGUUCCGCGUCUCGUACUGUCUCACCCUGCACAUGCGCACGCACACAGGCGCGCGUCCGUACGCAUGCCCGCACUGCGGCAAAAGGUUCAAGGCGCACAGUGUGUACAACCAUCACCUGCUCACACACUCCGAAGUGCGCGCUUACAAAUGUCCGUACUGUCCCAAAGCAUUCAAGACAUCAGUGCAGCUAGCCGGCCACAAGAAUUCUCACACGAAACCUUUCUCUUGCCAACAGUGUAACAGGCCGUUCGCCUCGCUGUACGCGGUGCGCGUUCACACCGAGGUGCACUCGCGCCAGAACAGCCUCAAGUUCUCGUGCUCGCUGUGCGGCGCGAGCUACGCGCGCGCCUUCGCCCUCCGCGACCACGUGAAGCAGGCGCACAAGGACGCCGCCGAGCAUAUGAAAGACGACGAUUGGACCGUACGAGAGGUCGACGGCGAAGUGGAGGAAAUACAUCUCGACAAAGAUUUAUCCCAUGAGAAAACGGACGUCUGGACGGUCCGCGAUGGUGAAGUAGAAGAGAUGCAUCUAAAUAAAGACUUACAUUCACAGAUAGAUGAAAUGGAAACGGAUGAGGUCGAGAUGAUACUUCCU